AUGGGUUCUGACAAGGACACUUCUGUCGAAAUCGUUGUUUCCAAUUUGAAAUCAGAGGAACAGAAAAGUAAACUACACGAUGAUGACCUGAUUCGUUCUGAUAAAUUUGAAAAUGGAAUUCAGAAGGACAAUAUUGAAGUAUAUAUUAAAAAAGAUGAUGAGGGUUUCACUGAGGAUGAAUCCCUAAAAGUUGCGAGGAAGAUAGAUUGGCACAUACUUUGGAUUUUGUGCAUAUUGUACGGUAUUAAUUACGUAGACAAAGCAGCACUAGGUUGGGCGGUGUUAUUUACAUUUGAAGAAGAUUUGAAGCUUGAAGGUGAUGACUACUCAUGGGUCUCUGCCAUCUUUUAUUUCGGUUAUUUAGGUGCACAAUAUCCUUCUUCUUAUGUUUUACAAAGGUUUCCUGUUGGAAAAGUUAUCUGUGUGUCUACUUUUUUCUGGGGAGCAAUAAUGUUGGCUCAUAUUGGAAGUCAUAAUUAUGCGGGUAUUCUUGUAUGUCGUUUCUUACUUGGUGUAUUCGAGGCACCUGUGACGAGUGGUUUUGUUCUUUUCACCUCUACUUUUUAUACAAGAAAAGAGCAAGUAAGUCGUACAAUGUAUUGGGGGUCAAUGCAAGGAAUAUUUUAUAUCAUAUUCAGUUUUAUUUCUUAUGGCUUAGGGCAUGUUACGAAGUCCGUGCUCAAUGAAUGGAGGUUGAUAUACUUGGUAUUGGGGCUCUGCUCUGUCGUUGCUUCAGUUAUAUGGUUUUUCUUUGUUCCUGAUUCACCUGAGAAGGCCAAAUUUUUAAGCGUUAGAGAAAGGGAGGUUGCCCUUCUUCGAGUCGCCAAAAAUAUGACAAGUAUAAAGGAACAAAAAUGGAACUUUUCACAAGUUUGGGAAUGUGCUUUUGAUCCUAAAGUAUACUUUAUAAUGACAUAUAUAAUAUUUUGUAUGAUUCCGAAUGGAGGGUUGACCAAUUUUGGUACUAUGGUUUUGAGUUCAAUUGUUAAAAAUAGGGUACAAUCUAUUGCUAUAUCAGUUGGUAGCUCCUUUUUCUCAUCAGGUCAAAUGCUAAUCUAUUCGCUUCUUUCCCAGAAGUAUAAAAACUUGAGAACAAUUGGUAUGACUGCACCAUUGAUAGUAGCAAUUGCAGGAGUUUCUUCGGUUUAUGGCACGGAAUCACACGGAAACAAAUGGGGAAGAAUGGUUGCAUAUUGGAUGAUAAACUCGUAUGCUGCGACAUGGCCCUUUGCUCUCAAUGUAGUCGGUGUGAAUUUUGCUGGACAAACAAAAAGGGCAGCAGUCUCUCUGAUAUUGUUGAUUUUCUUUUCAGUAGGAAACAUUAUUGGACCCUUCUGUUUCAAAAGUUCUGAUGCACCCAAAUAUUCAAAGGCACUAGCAACUAUUAUUGGAUGCUUCUGUGCAGCUUUUUUUAUUGGAGUGACUCUAAGAUUAUACUUGAUUUGGGAAAAUAGAAGACGGGAUAAGCUAUAUGGUGAUGCUGAAAAAAUCCUGGAAGAUGAGAGGGUUGAAGGAAUUAUAAAUGGUUUGAAAGAUCAGACUGACUUAGAAAAUGUCGAUUUUCGUUAUGUGCUUUGA
This is a messenger RNA of Priceomyces carsonii, 1578 nucleotides long. RefSeq lists its product as uncharacterized. Gene Ontology annotation, cellular component: membrane. The transcript has a single exon. The record is from RefSeq and is a predicted model, not a curated record. Bases 1 to 1578 code for a protein of 525 amino acids. Gene Ontology annotation, biological process: transmembrane transport. NCBI's taxonomy places the organism in Eukaryota, Fungi, Ascomycota, Pichiomycetes, Serinales, Debaryomycetaceae. Gene Ontology annotation, molecular function: transmembrane transporter activity.